AUGAUCAACUGUGAAGAACGUGCGCACAUGAUUGAGGGCAAGAGAGGCCGAGGGUCUCGACGGAGGGGACGGAUGCGAAAACAGGGUUCGUCCAGAUUUCUCUUCUAUACUAAUCCCCGACGGAAGGAGUAUUACGACAAUCCCAAUGGCGCUAAUAUAGUGCAGGCCUCGCACUUCGACUAUGAGUUUGAUUUGGGCCAUAAAGUGAGUCCAACCCUUCCAUCCCUUCCCAUCACUGCCACUACUCUAACACUUAUUGUGUUUAUAUGUGUAGCCAUUGGUGACCCGGUGCCCAUGAUCACUUGGUUUAAAGAUAGCAUUGAAUUAGAUCCUCAUUUGCAUCCAUACCUCCAAAUAUCGGAGUGGAAAUACGGUAAAGACCGUAUCAAAAGCAAACUGGAGAUUGACCCAGCCAGGCAAAUGGACAGUGGCACCUACGAGUGCAUGGCUAUUUAUGAAAAAAUCAGUUCCAAUUUGAAUCAAUGA
Oppiella nova is the source of this 486-nucleotide messenger RNA. The record is from the annotation of a GenBank genome assembly. Lineage: Eukaryota; Metazoa; Arthropoda; Arachnida; Sarcoptiformes; Oppiidae.